AUGGCCUGCUGGGAGCUGGGUAUCCAACUGAAACGGGACUGGCUCCCCGAAGCUGAGAAAUCCAACAUCAAGCUGUUCGUGGUCGGCAUUGGCACUUCUGAAAGUGCCAAGGAGUUUGCAGAGCAGGUGGGCUUUCCAGCAGAGAUGGUCUUCGGUGAUGACGAAGCGGCCACCUACCAAGCCGUCCAGUUCGUGAACUCCGACUUCAGUGAAGAUGGCCGUAAACGCGGCAUGCGGAUGAUGACGGAGAAGACCGCAGAGGCAGUGAAGGGCCGGGCCAACGGACGCCCCGUCAGCUUCUUCGGCCUCUUCGACGUCCCCGGGCUCUACACCAACGAUGAUCUUGAAGCAGCAAAAGAAAUUUACAAGCCUUUAAUGCCCAAGGGAGAUAACUCGCUUGACAAGACGCUGGUGCAAGGUGGCGUUCUUGUUUUUAAUGGGAAGCAGCAGGUCUACAAGCACCGGGACACCAGUGUAGCAGUGCAUGCUGACCUCGCGAAAGUGAUGGCAGCAGCAGUGGCCUAG
This is a messenger RNA of Symbiodinium pilosum, 525 nucleotides long. Lineage: Eukaryota; Dinophyceae; Suessiales; Symbiodiniaceae. The record is from the annotation of a GenBank genome assembly.